AUGCAGAUUUAUCAGCGUGUAUUUUUGGAAGUUUUCAUCACUCAGCUUGUAGUAGACAGUGAGAAGUAUGAUGCUUUCGUCAAAUACAAUUUUAAAAUAUUUCUGACAACCAGCAUCGAGUCGCACGUACCCUUUAUCUACUCAUUCUUCAUGGCCAGCGAGCACCCAGAGGCUAUUAUUCCCCCGCACGAACAACGUCGCAUGCUCAAUGCAGACAACACUCGAUGGUUGCCAGAACAAAAUGCCCAGCGCCAAAGGAAGGUUGUCGCCCUAAUUUCUAACGGAAAGGCCAAAAAUAAACGGAUGGACUAUGUUGAUGAACUCGCAAAGUACAUUGACGUAUGCGCAUGCCAAUCACUUUUACUGAAAAGUCACUAUAAGGCUUAUUUGCGGUGGCAAGGUCUUUGA
This is a messenger RNA of Dibothriocephalus latus, 408 nucleotides long. Lineage: Eukaryota; Metazoa; Platyhelminthes; Cestoda; Diphyllobothriidea; Diphyllobothriidae. The record is from the annotation of a GenBank genome assembly.